AUGUCAUCCAGAUCUGGCAGUGCAAAAGACUGUGAAACUAGUGACCAGACACCAAGUCGUUCAGCUUCCUCACCAGUCCCAGAAUCUAGUGACACUGAGGCUGAAGGAUUGAUAUUUUAUCAUAUGGAUCUUUAUGGAUCAAAGGAGAGGUUUGAUAUCUUUCCUGAAGAGCCAUCUUGUCAAGAAGAGAGAUCUCUGGGGGAUACGAGAAGGGAAUCUGCAGAAUCUGCAUCCAGUAGUGAAAAAUUUCAGCAUUCACAAGAAGCUGGAUAUGACUUGGAAAAGGAGGUUGCAGAGUUGGCUAAGAUGUAUGGACUUGAUGAGGAUAGAGAAAAAGAACUUGAGCUUCUUGGAAGACAUGUGGAGAGCAGAUGGCCACCUGCUCGCACAGAAAAAGCAGGAUCACAAGGCUCUGUAUAUACAGCAUCAAAAAGCAGCUCUCCGGUGAAAGAUCAAAGUCAAAGCACAAAGAAACAGGGACUUCCUAGUGAGGCUUCUCAAGAUGAAGAUCAGAGCAAAGCCAGAGCAGAAGAUGAGGCUGAGAGCCCCAUAUGGUCCAAAGAGGGGCUUAGCAGCGGCAGUGUGUCGGAUGAGUGGAACAGUCAGGCCGUCAGUGAGGAGGAGGAAGCGGCGGAUGUUUUUUGUUGUACCUGCAAGACACCAAUCCGAGCUUUCGACAAACUGUUUGGUGAGCACAAGGAUCAUGAGGUGGCUCAGCUCCCCAGUGCCGUGGAAAGUGAAAAGGAGGAGACUCAUAAAAACAUGUGCAAGUUGGAAGAGCAGAUUGCUCAGCUGGAAAACUUUGCCAGUCACUUGGAGGAAAUCUUCAUCACUGUAGAGGAAAACUUUGGGAGGCAGGAGCAGAACUUUGAGGUGCAUUACAACGAUGCCGUGCAAGUGCUUGCUCAGAAGUACGAAGAACAGCUGGAAGCACUGGGGGAAGAGAAGAGACAGAAGCUGGAAACUUUGUAUGGGCAGCUGGUCAGUUGUGGGGAACACCUGGACACCUGCAAGGAGCUGACAGACACAACCCAGGAGCUCUGCCGGGAAAAUGACAAAGCCAAUUUCAUGAAGGCAGCAGUAACCAUGGUUGACAGACUGGGAGAAUUCUUAAAGAAAGAAGUGAAUUUAGAGCUUUCAACACUGCCAGACUUUGAAGAGCGGCACAUAGAUUUCUCUGAAGUUGAACAGCUAAUGAACUCCAUUAAUACUAUUCCAGCUCCUUGUGCCCCUGUGAUCAGUCCCCAGGCUCCCAAUGCAGCGACGGGCACCUCACUGAGAGUCUGCUGGGGCCUCUUCUCAGAUGACACCGUCGAGUACUACCAGCUGUGCUAUAAACCAGUGAGCAAUGAGAGGCACAGUGAUGAACAAGCAGAGCAUACAUUGAAAGUCAAAGAAACAUACUGCACCAUUAGUAAUCUGUUGCCGAAUACACAAUAUGAAUUUUGGGCCAGUGCUUUAAAUGCCUCUGGUAUCAGUCCACCAAGUGAAAGAGAGGUUUAUGUAACAGCUCCUUCACCACCUAUCAUAAAGACUAAAAAGAUCCUAAGCUGUGAAAACGCAGCACUGGUGUGCUGGGAAUCUGGAGACAUUAACCCUGUUGAUUCCUACAUGGUUGAAUUGUCCAAGCUGACAGAUGAAGAAAAUGGAGAUACUGUUACUGAAUCUAUUGUCGGGAUUCCUAACUGUGAAGUCCUAAUUCACCUCCAGCCAAGACAAAGCUAUCACAUCUGUGUUAGAGCCCUAAACCUGGGUGGUUCCAGUGAAAGAAGUGAACCUGUCCUGAUACACACCACAGGCACCUACUUCUGCCUUAAUGAGGACACAGCCCACCCUUUACUGGCGAUUCUAGAUGAUGGAUUUACAAUUGCAUGUGAUCAACUGGAAAACCCAGAGUGUGAUCUGCCCGUUUACGAUAACAGCUUUACAAGGUGUAUAGGGAUCCUGGGCAGUCUGAUCCCAUUUCCAGGAAAGCAUUACUGGGAGGUGGAAGUUGAGGAAGAUACAGAGUACAGAAUCGGUGUGGCUUUUGAAAACACUCCAAGACAUGCUUAUCUGGGGGCAAACAACUCAUCCUGGUGCAUGAGGCAUAUCAUCACACCAUCAAGGCACAAGUAUGAAUUCCUGCACAGUGGGAUGACACCGGACAUCAGAAUUACUCUGCCCCCUCGAAGGAUUGGCAUCCUGCUGCACUACGAGAACUGCCGACUGUCAUUUUUCAAUGCAGAUAUUGCCCAGCACCUUUACACAUUCAACUCACACUUCCAGCAUUACGUCCACCCCUGCUUUGCUUUGGAAACACCUGGUAUCUUACGGAUACAUAGUGGAAUUGCAGUACCCCCGUGGGCUGCUCUCCCAUAA
Messenger RNA from Apaloderma vittatum (bar-tailed trogon), 2361 nucleotides. It is a transcript of the gene FSD2, whose product is annotated as fibronectin type III and SPRY domain containing 2. NCBI's taxonomy places the organism in Eukaryota, Metazoa, Chordata, Aves, Trogoniformes, Trogonidae. Gene Ontology annotation, molecular function: protein binding. The record is from RefSeq and is a predicted model, not a curated record. The transcript has 12 exons. Bases 1 to 2361 code for a protein of 786 amino acids.